Propithecus coquereli (Coquerel's sifaka) is the source of this 2490-nucleotide messenger RNA. It is a transcript of the gene RCAN1, whose product is annotated as regulator of calcineurin 1. The transcript has 4 exons. The coding region runs from base 133 to 882 and encodes 249 amino acids. NCBI's taxonomy places the organism in Eukaryota, Metazoa, Chordata, Mammalia, Primates, Indriidae. Gene Ontology annotation, cellular component: cytoplasm; nucleus. Gene Ontology annotation, biological process: calcium-mediated signaling. The record is from RefSeq and is a predicted model, not a curated record. Gene Ontology annotation, molecular function: calcium-dependent protein serine/threonine phosphatase regulator activity; nucleic acid binding.
AGCCGCGCGAUCGCGAGGAGGUUAACCGUGGAGCCGGCGGCCGCGGCGCGGGCUGGGAAGCGGGAGGCUCGAGCGCGCGAUCCCGGCGCAGCCGGCGGGGGCGCACGGGGACGCGCGGGCGCGAGCGCGGGGAUGGAGGACGGCUUGGCCGGGCCCCGGCUCGGGGCGGCGGAGGAGGCGGCCGAGGCGCUAGCGCGGCCCGGGGUGACGCUGCGGCCCUUCACGCCCCUCUCGGGGGCGGCAGAGGCGGACGAGGGCGGCGGCGACUGGAGCUUCAUCGACUGCGAGAUGGAGGAGGUGGACCUGCAGGACCUGCCCAGCGCCACCAUCGCCUGCCACCUGGACCCGCGCGUGUUCGUGGACGGCCUGUGCCGGGCCAAAUUCGAGGCCCUGUUUAGGACAUAUGACAAGGACAUCACCUUUCAGUAUUUUAAGAGCUUCAAAAGAGUCAGAAUAAACUUCAGCAACCCCUUAUCUGCCGCAGAUGCCCGACUCCGGCUGCACAAGACUGAGUUUCUGGGAAAGGAAAUGAAGUUAUAUUUCGCUCAGACAUUACACAUAGGAAGCUCACACCUGGCUCCGCCAAAUCCAGACAAGCAGUUUCUGAUCUCUCCUCCCGCCUCUCCACCGGUUGGUUGGAAACAAGUGGAAGAUGCUACUCCAGUCAUAAACUAUGAUCUUUUAUAUGCUAUCUCCAAGCUGGGGCCAGGGGAAAAGUAUGAGUUGCACGCAGCGACCGACACCACACCCAGCGUGGUGGUCCACGUGUGCGAGAGCGACGAAGAGAAGGAGGAAGAGGAGGAGGUGGAGAGGAUGAAGAGACCCAAGCCAAAAAUCAUCCAGACCAGGAGGCCGGAGUACACGCCAAUCCACCUGAGCUGAGCCGGCGCACGGACGAGGGAGCAUUCCAAAUCGUACUCACGGGGAGGAAUCUUUUACUGUGGAAGUGGCCGGUCACGACUUUGGAGGUGGCAGCUGUGAUUGUGUGGCAGAAAUUCCAGUUCAUGUUGCUCAGAAGAGAAUCAAGGCUUUGUUUCCUUGUUCUGAUGCUGCACAUCAGUCAAUGUUCAUGGCCCCCGAGAAUGUCUUGGGCCAAUCACUGAGUUUGUGGUGAUCGCACAAGGACAUUUGGGACCGUCUUGAGAAAACCGUUAACAGUAGUGUUUUGUACUUGUUCUUUUCUGGUAGGUUCUGUUUUUGCCAAGGGCAGGUUGAUCAGUGGGUCCGGGGAGACCUUUCCAUUUCUGACCAGCCUUCAGGGUUGACUCUCUACUGAUGGGAAGAGGCACCACACAAAGCCACCUAGUGCAGAAAGGUUGUGGAAACGACAACAAUGCAAUGUGGAAAUUGUAGUGUUUCAUUUCUUCCCUCAUGUUCUAAUGUUUGUGCAUGUAUGUUACUGAUUUUGGAGACUAACCUUUGUUCGUAUAUAAAGUUACACCCCUGUUGUUUUACAUCUUUUGGGAAGCUAGGAAAGCAUUUGGAAAACGUAUCACCUUUCCAUCCAGAUUGUCAACUCUCUUUGCAACAGCACUCACACGUGGAAUUCCACCUGAAACACAUCCAUUCAGCACCCUAUCCAGUGCAACAUGUAACUUGUGCUUUUGCAAAAAAAAAAAAAAAAAAAGUUGAUCUGAAGUUCCUACGUAGAGUUUAGCUUAUGCAAUUCAGAGAAUAGCAGUUUCACUGCCAACUUUUAGUGAGUGAGAAAUUUUAGUUUAGGUGUUUGGGGUUGGACAUUGGGUUUCCGUUACUUCUUUCCUGUGGUGGUUUAUAUACAUGAAUCAUAGCCAAAAAACCUUUUGGGGAACUGUUGGUUGAGAUAGUUGAUUUUUUUACCCCACUAAGACAUCAAGAUAAACUUGUAAAUAAAGCUGAUAACAUAUAUUCAUACCUGUUAUACACUUGGGUGAAAAACAUGGCGGUGGAAGAAUAGUGUAAGAUGUGUUAACCUACCUGUGAAUCAUAUGUUGUAGAACACGCUGUUCACAUGUUUAACAGGACUUGAAGUCAAAGCAUGUAAAGUGGAUAGUAGCUCUGUGGUGAUAUGAGAGGGAUGCAGUGCCUUUCCCCAUUAAUUCCUGAUGGAAUUGUUACCCUAGGUUAACAUUUGUAAUUUUUUUCUAGUCGUAAUGUGUAUGUCUUCUGGUAAAUAGGUAUUAUAUUUUGGCCUUACAAUACCAUAACAAAGUUUGUCAUUUUGAAAUACCUAACGCCAAGUAACAAUGCAUGCUUUGGAAAUUUGAAAGAUGGUUUUCUUUGAGAAGCAAAUAUGUUUGCAUUAAAUUCUUUGAUUGUUCAUAUCAAGAAAUGGAUUGAAUGUUCUCAAAACCCUGUUUACAGUGCUUGGUAAGAGGGAGCCGGUAAGGGAGAGACCAUUGCAUAGCUGUUCAAGUGUUUCUAGUUAAGUGCUUUUAAACUGGAGAGGCUAACCUCAAAAUAUUUUUUUUAACUGCAUUCUAUAAUAAAUCAGCACAAUAUGCUCUUUAC